AUGGGUUGUGCUUUAACUGCUAUGUUUGGAUCAUAUACAGAAGCAGAUAUUGAAACGGAAGUCGCAAAUUUCACACCUCAUUUAUCUAUGGUCGAACUUAUGAACGGUGGAAUUAUUAAACUCGAAGGUUCUAAUGGAUUUUUCAAUCCGAACUCUCUUCUUGAUCCUAGUUGGCUGAAAGGUAAAAUGACAGCAGAAGAAUAUUGCCAGGCAAUCAAUUACGUUAACAAAUGCACCGGUAGAUCUCAAGUUGGUCUAACUAAAGCAUAUCCCCCAUCCGAACGUGCAUUUCGUGCGCAGUUACGGAGUCAAGCAGGCUUAGCUGCAGUAGAAGAAAUCAAUAAACGAUAUCGAUCAGUUCGUUUUACUUAUCAACAAACAGCUCAAGAUAUGGACAUUGACAUUUCAUAUAGUACAGAUCCGGCUAUGCGCUUUGCACAACGACGCGGGCAUAGCAUUGGUCAUGCGUCAAAAACAAGACGUUCUACUGUCGAACAGGGAACACCAGUUUUUCCAGUUGAAUCUGCAGUUCAAGUUGAUAGUGACCGUGGUCAUACAGAUAAAAACCUUGAUGAUGAGGUUCAUAUGUCAUUUGACGAUUUAUUUUCUGAUAAAGAAUUAAUGUUAUCAGUAAAUGAUGAAGAUGAAAGAGCUGAACAAGAAAUAAAUAAAAAGUUAGCAUCACCUAAUUUUGAUACUCAUUAA
Messenger RNA from Rotaria sp. Silwood2, 705 nucleotides. NCBI's taxonomy places the organism in Eukaryota, Metazoa, Rotifera, Eurotatoria, Philodinida, Philodinidae. The record is from the annotation of a GenBank genome assembly.